UCCAUUGCUGUGCACUCCCGCUCUUUACGAUCUAACCUACAGUGCGUUUCCGCGCAUGCUCAGAAGUAUACUGUUACUUCUAGCGUUUCCUGUUUUACGCUGUUCAUUGGCAAAGAUGGCAGAAAUGAAAGAAAUGAAGGCUUUGACUUAUGGAGUGAUCACGACGAUUCUUUUAAGUUCCGCUGUUUUCGCAUUGGUGGAGGACCUCGAUGACACAUUCAAAGACAACAGAAUGGAUGAUGUCUGGCUGGUGGAUUUUUAUGCUCCCUGGUGUGGAUACUGUAAGAAGCUGGAACCGAUCUGGUAUGAGGUAGGAGCUGAGCUAAAGAACUCUGGAUCACCCGUCCGAGUGGGAAAGAUGGAUGCCACUGCAUACUCUGGCAUGGCUUCUGAGUUUGGAGUACGAGGAUAUCCAACAAUAAAACUACUAAAGGGGGAACUCGCUUAUAAUUAUAAAGGACCCAGGACCAAAGAUGACAUCAUUGAGUUUGCUAACAGAGUGGCUGGGCCUUCUGUGCGGUCACUCCCAAGCAGACAGAUGUUUGAGCACGUCUUGAAGAGGCACAACGUACUAUUUGUGUACAUAGGGGGAGAGUCACUGCUCAAGGAGAAGUACAUAGACGUGGCUUCUGAACUUAUUGUUUACACCUACUUUUUCUCUGCCUCUGAGGACAUCAUACCUGAGUACGUGACAUUGUCUGAACUGCCCUGCGUGGUUGUGUUCAAGGACGGGACCUAUUUCACUUAUGAUGAGUAUGAAGAUGGCAGCUUGGCAUCAUGGGUGAACAGGGAACGUUUCCAAGGUUACCUGCAGAUUGACGGCUUCACACUCUAUGAGCUGGGGGAGACAGGUAAAUUGGUAGCAAUUGCCGUAAUUGAUGAAAAGGUUUCAACAGAAGAAAGCUUGAGGUUAAAGAGUCUCAUACAGAGAGUUUCAACCGAGUACAGGGACAACUUCUACAGGGAUUUCCAAUUUGGCCAUAUGGAUGGUAAUGACUACAUCAACAGCCUCAUCAUGGGUGAGGUAGCUGUGCCGUCUGUCAUUGUCCUGAACACAUCUAAUGAGCAGUACUUCCUGCCCAGCGAGCCCAUGGAGAGUCUGGAGCAACUGAUCAGCUUCAUCAGGAGUGUCUUGGAUGGCACAGCUCAGGCUUAUGGAGGGGACGGAUUUUUUCACAGACUCAAGCGUGUGGCCUAUGAUGCCAGAUCCACCAUCAUGUCUGUAUUCCGCAGUUCUCCGGUGCUGGCCUGUUUCCUCUUCGGCCUGCCAUUAGGUGUCAUUAGUCUCAUGUGCUAUGGCAUAUGCACAGCUGAGUCAGACGAUGAUGUAGAGCUGAUUAAGCAAGAGGGACAGACAGAUGAGGAGGACGAAGAGGAGGACGAAGAUGUGAGACGGCAUCUGGCUGCACAGCUCAAGGGCCCAGGAGGGGGCGAUGAGAUAGAAGAGCUAGAGGAAAAGAGUGCAGCAGAGAAAAAGCUUGAUUAACACAGGGGAGGUGUGUGGAUGAAAGGGAAGGUAAUAACAGAAAUGCAGACAUUAAACAUUUAUCUGGUUUCACAUUUUUGAAUCACUCCUGCACUCUGAUUUACUGCUGUAGGGUUUAAAAGGUGAGUUUGAAAACUUUUUUAGUGAUUUCCUUUUUUUAAUUUAUAUCUGUUUGAGAGUUAUGGAAUUAUGAGGUCAGGAGUUGUAAUAUCAGAGUUCUCUGAGGUUCUGAGGUUCAGCUGAAUGGCAAAUGGAUUGUCAUUUCUGCUGGGUGUGAAUCAUAAAAGUCUCCUUUCAUCAGUCAUUCUGUUUUAUAUGCUACAGGCAAUCCUGUCUAGCAUUUUAGUCCAGUGCUCAUUAUCUAUCCACUGUGCAAAUUGCUCUUGCUGUGUUGCACUGCUUUGGUAUUGUUAGAUGUAGAUAUUAGCUAUGUUUUGCCCAUGCUCUAGCUAUGUUAAGCUCCAUGCUCUAAAUCAGUAUGAGAUUUAAACACAAGAAGACUCAGCAUUCAUGAAAAUAGAGGUUUCAAAUGCAGCAUAAUUUCCCUGCUAAAAAACAAAACACACAAAGCUGUAAAGGCAUUACUUAAAAGACAUUUGACAGAUUUGGUAAGCAUGUAAUCACCAGUGUGUGAAACAAACAAUGAAGUGAGAGACUGAUCAAGAUACACUGUAUCGACAUUACAUAUGAAGUAAAACGAAUGAAUUGGGCCUUUACUUCCAGAACUUUACUUCCAAAACUUUCCUAUGCUCAUUUUACCAUCACCAUUGCCAGUAAAUUACAUUUUUUGCAAGGUAAUAGAUGCAAUUCAAGUUAAUUGCACUUUUCUCAUAUGACAGGUUAUGUAUGGUUUGGGCAACGGUUUAAUGCUUAAAGCCUUUUUUUGUGACAUCUAAAAUUUAACAAAGAUGUCUUCACAUAUUAGAACACAACAGGUAAUCAAGAUAAAAUGUUUAAAAUAGUGUUUUGGAUAGAAUUUUCCUGUCUGUGUAUAUAUACAGUCAGGUCCGGAAGUAUUUGGACAAUGACAGAGUUUUUGUGAUUUUGCCUUUAUACACCACCACAAUGGAUUUGAAAUCAAACAAUCAAGAUAUGAUCGAAGUGUAGACUUUCAGCUUUAUUUUAAGAGGUUCAACAAAAAUAUGGCAUUUACCAUUUAGGAAUUACAGCCAUUUUAAGCAAAGUACUUCCAUUUUCAGGGGCUCAAAUGUGUUUGGACAAUUGACUGACAAGAAGUUAAUUGACCAGGUGCGGUCCAUUCCCUCAUUACUUCAAGACAAAUGAAGCAGAUUAAAGGUCUUGAGUUGAUAUCAGGUGUUGAGUUGGCAUUUGGCAGCUGUUCGAGUGGAGCUACCAAUAUGAAGUCCAAGGACAUCUUAAUGCAAGUGAAGGAGGCCAUCAUUAGACUGAAAAAAACAACAUAAAUCUAUGAGAUACCAAAAACCUUAGGUGUGGCCAAAUCAACAGUUGGGUAUAUUCUUAAAAAGAAAGAAAGCGCUGGUGAGCUCAGCAACAUCGAAAGGCCUGGAAGACCACGGAAGACAACUAAAGUGGUGAAUCGCAGAAUCCUUUGCUUGGUGAAGAAAAACCCCUUCACAACAUCAACAGAAGUCAAGAAUACUUGGGAGAAGGUAGGCGUAUCAUUGUCAAAAUCUACAAUCCAGAGAUGCCUUCAUGAAUGUAAAUACCCUAGGGUUUACAAGAAGAUGCAAACCACAGGUAACAUUCAAGAACAGGAAAGCCAGAUUAGACUUUGCCAGAAAACAUCUAAAAAAAACUCCCAUGUUCUGGAAUAAGAUUCUUUGGACUGAUGAAACCAAGAUUAACUUGUACCAGAAUGAUAGGAAGAGAAAAGUAUGGCGAAAGAAAGGAACAGCUCAUGAUACAUGCAUGGGCAUGUAUGGCUGCCAGUUGAACGGGCUCACUGGUGUUUAUUGAUGAUGUGACUGCUGACAGAAGUAGCAAGUUGAAUUCUGAGGUGUAUAGGGCUAUACUCUCUGCUCACAUUCAGCCAAAUGCUACAAAACUGAUAGGACGCCGCUUCACAGUGCAGGUGGAUGACCCUAAACAUACUGCGAAAGCAACUCAAGACCUUUUGAAGGCAAAGUAAUGAAAUAUUCUUCAAUGGCCAAGUCAGUUGCCUGAUCUCAACCCAAAAGAGCAUGCUUUUCACUUACUGAAGACAAGACUGAAGGCAGAAAGACCCACAAACAAGCAGCAACUGAAGGUGGCUGCAGUGAAGGCCUGGCAAAGCAUCUCCAGGGAGGAAACUCAGAAUUUGGUGAUGUCCAUGGGAUCCAGACUUCAGGUAAUCAUUGACUUUCAUCCAAGAAUUAAAAUUAUGGUUAUAGUUAGAAUUAUGUCACUUUGUCCAAAUACCUUUGAGCCCCUGAAAAUGGAGGUACUUUGUUGAAAAUGGCUGUAAUUCCUAAAUGUUAAAUGAAAUGUUUUUGUGGAACCUCUUAAAAUAAAGCUGAAAGUUUACACUUCGAUCACAUCUUGAUUGUUUUAUUUCAAAUCCACUGUGGUGGUGUAUAAAGGCAAAAUCACAAAAACUCUGUCAUUGUCCAAGUACUUCUGGACCUGACUGUAUGUUCAGUCUUUUCACUGUUGAAUUUGUGGCUUAGAAAUGAAAUCUGCCUGUUCUGAACUCUUGCAGGUUAUGCAAAUGUCAAUGCACUGCGUUAAGAUAAUUUUACUGUAUGCACUGAACACACUGGGAAUGUGAAGUCCAGUUACUUCUUGUUAAAGAAAAACUUUGACCAAAAGUUAAAUUUGCAUGAAUUUCUUUCAUUUUUUUAAACAAUGUUUGAGGUUUUGGUUUCACAUAAAGCCAAUAUCAUUAAAGUAAUUCAAGACUGUUCAGAAAAAAAGUAUAUUAUACUGAUUAAUAAAGCAGAGAGAUGGCAGGUUAAAUGUAUUUUGCCACUGAUACGUGAUACUUUUCUAAAGUAACUUGAUGGUUAAAAAUAUGAUGAUUAAAAAUAAAAUCAGCAUUUUGAAGACUGAAGAGUAAACGAGACGUUUAUCAUGAUUUUAUAUAUACAUUUUAUAUAUACAUAUACAUUCUGUAUUUAAAAUCUGGUUCAACUAAUCAAAUAGCAAUUGUGUAACUAGGUAGUUUUUUGACCUUCAGACCUCAGUCAGAUAACUUGAUUUUAAAAUUCUAAUGAAGAAACACGUAGACUCCCAGGCCUGGACUGUUUCUUGGUGUAUUAUUUGGUAGACAACAUUUUUAAAGCUGAACAUUAACUGAAAGUGGUUAUAAAUAAUUGUUUGCAAAGCCUGCACAUCUUUUAUUCUAUGUUGCUACCUGCCGCUUGAGGUUUCAAGAAAUAUUUAAGCAUUCUUUACAAAAGUGUAUCCCAUUGUGGGCCCUCAAUAUUGCUCUUACUUUUUCUAGUUUAUGCCCACGUUAGCAUUUGUACAAGCUUUCUAAAAGGCUUUGUCCUUAAUUUGGGAUAUCUGUGUUACUACCUAUGCCAUUGCUUGGUGCAUGACAACAUGUACUUUUCCAAGUCCCGUACUUAUAAUAAGAAAAUGCCAUGUGGCUAGUUCAUGAAUUGCAGUUAGAUUUACUUAAGCCAGAUUUUAAGUUGUUCUACUAUUUCUUUAUUGAUUUAUUCUCAUGGUGUUAAUGAGCUUUGCAAAGAAUGAAUUAUUAGUUGGUAUGCAUAUUGUCUCCUGAGAGUAGUCAAAUAAAUGUGGUAAUUUCCCCCAUUUCCUCUUUGUUGGUUGUUAAUUCCUCUAGUAUCUUGGCUGAUUCUCUCUUCUUGCUGAUUUCUCAAGAUUUCUGUCAUAACCUUUGACUGAUAGGAUUAUUUUAAGGGGUGUUAAAUACUUAAUUAAAUAAAUACUUAAAGUGAGACCAA
This is a messenger RNA of Pangasianodon hypophthalmus (striped catfish), 5358 nucleotides long. It is a transcript of the gene lztfl1, whose product is annotated as leucine zipper transcription factor-like 1. Gene Ontology annotation, molecular function: protein disulfide isomerase activity. The transcript is spliced from 16 exons. Gene Ontology annotation, biological process: negative regulation of protein localization to cilium; peptidyl-cysteine oxidation. The record is from RefSeq and is a predicted model, not a curated record. Bases 56 to 1486 code for a protein of 476 amino acids. Lineage: Eukaryota; Metazoa; Chordata; Actinopteri; Siluriformes; Pangasiidae. Gene Ontology annotation, cellular component: endoplasmic reticulum; cytoplasm.